AAGGUAGAAAUGAUAGGGGGUAAUGAGAAUCAUCAACGGGAAGAAUGUGUUUCAGCUGCUGGAACGUUGCAGAAUGUGGAGAGAAACCCUAACCCUAGAGUUGCUAUAAAUGAACAUUGCAUUUGCAAAGAGGAAUUAAGUACAUGUAUGUAGAGAGAGAGAGAGAGAGAGAGAGAGAGAGAGAGAGAUGUCCCAAGUGGCCCCCAGAGUUCUCAUUGUCUCGCGCAGGAGCGUUCGCAAGAACAAGUUUGUGGACUUUGUUGGUAAUUGAACUCUUGAUAUCAUCUUAUUUUUCUUUCAAUGGGGAGUACCAUUUGGACCUCAUAGUAGGCUACGGCGUGGCCCCCGUAAUCGUGCCUCGUGUAUCGGGCAUGCAUGCUCUCCUCGAGAGCUUCGAACCGAUCCACGGCGUUCUCCUAUGCGAAGGGGAGGACAUUGAUCCCUCCCUGUAUGGCACAACACCAACAACUUCCGACCUCUCCGCCGAUGAGCUUGAAGAGAUCCGACGCGCUCAUGCGAGUGAUACUGCGAUUGAUCACGAAAAAGAUGCCAUUGAGUUGCGCCUCGCAAAAUUGUGCAUCGACCGUGGCAUCCCCAUUCUCGGCAUUUGCCGUGGAUCGCAAGUACUUAACAUUUCUUCGGGAGGUACGCUGUAUCGGGAUCUCGAGAAGGAGUUAGAGAGGAAGUGCAAGGAGGAGGAUAAGGUGGCACACAUUGAUUACGAGAACUACGACGGGCAUCGACAUGCAGUUAGGGUGGUGGAGAACACCCCAUUACAUUCUUGGUUUCGAGAGUCGUUGGAAGACGGAAAGACGGAGAUUUUGGUCAAUAGCUAUCACCAUCAGGGGGUGAAAAGACUGGCUGAACGGUUUGUUGCGAUGGCGUUUUCGAGAGAUGGAUUGGUCGAAGGAUUUUAUGAUCCUGAUGCAUGUAGUCCUGAGGAGGGCAAGUUUAUAGUUGGACUGCAGUUCCAUCCAGAAAGAAUGAGGCAGUGUCGCACAGAUAAAUUUGAUUACCCUGGAUGCCCUUUAGUAUAUCAGGAUUUCGUCAAUGCGGUGAAAGCUUAUCAGAACAAGACCAGUAACUCUAUAGACCCAAAACUCGGUUUGAAAUUAGGUCAAGGAGUGCAGAUGAAAAGAAGGAUCAUCUCGCGAAUUUUCUCCAUGGCGAGGCAAACGUAUGUUGCUAGGGCUGACAAGACUCCUUCAAGAGAAGACAAUUUUGAAGCUGGCGCUGAGUUUCUCCAGCCAAACACAACAUUGAGUCUCCAAGAGGAGAAGAGGCUGAAGCAGGUAGGAGCAACAGUGAGGAAUGCAUCAUCCUAUAUGGAAAGGCUAAAGAUCGGCAAGGAAAGGGAGAUGGUCGCGAAGAAUCUAAUGGAGAAAAUGUCGAUUGGGCAGUUAACCGAACUUCUUUCGUGCUACCACAUCAUGGCGCAGAUUUGUUCAGAAGUGUUAGAAAAGAAACUAACAAUCUGUUGAGGCAGAAGUGAUUUCCUGAAGCUUUUGCACAAGCUCUUUUCAUCUUGUAACAUCAGUAUGUAAGUAUAUGUGCUUCCAAAUAUGGCCGAAUUGUCAAACUUACCUUCUACUAUUCACUUAGUGAAGUUUCGAUCCUGUUUCUUUACCUUGAUA
Messenger RNA from Ananas comosus (pineapple), 1634 nucleotides. RefSeq names its product gamma-glutamyl-gamma-aminobutyrate hydrolase-like. The coding region runs from base 144 to 1481 and encodes 445 amino acids. Gene Ontology annotation, cellular component: cytosol. Gene Ontology annotation, molecular function: hydrolase activity, acting on carbon-nitrogen (but not peptide) bonds, in linear amides. Lineage: Eukaryota; Viridiplantae; Streptophyta; Magnoliopsida; Poales; Bromeliaceae. The record is from RefSeq and is a predicted model, not a curated record. The transcript is spliced from 5 exons.